Messenger RNA from Aspergillus sclerotioniger CBS 115572, 1599 nucleotides. It is a transcript of the gene sxa2, whose product is annotated as putative pheromone processing carboxypeptidase (Sxa2). Gene Ontology annotation, molecular function: serine-type carboxypeptidase activity. Gene Ontology annotation, biological process: proteolysis. The record is from RefSeq and is a predicted model, not a curated record. Lineage: Eukaryota; Fungi; Ascomycota; Eurotiomycetes; Eurotiales; Aspergillaceae. Bases 1 to 1599 code for a protein of 532 amino acids. The transcript is spliced from 4 exons.
AUGCUGUUCCGCAGUCUGCUGUCGACGGCUGUCCUAGCCGUCUCCUUGUGUGCGGAUAAUGUUUCCGCUGCUAAGCAUGGCCGCUUUGGCCAAAAGGCUCGCGAUGCCAUGAACAUUGGGAAGCGUUCCGCCAACGCAGUGAAGCAUGCACAAACGACCCCAAUCGAGGACUAUCAAUUCCUCACCAACAAAACCAAGCAAUUUCGCGUGGAAAGUCUACCCGAUGUCCACUUCGACCUUGGUGAGAUGUACUCUGGCUUGAUCCCCAUCGAAAAUGGCAACCUGUCAAGGUCCCUUUUCUUUGUCUUUCAGCCCACAAUUGGUGAACCCGUGGAUGAGAUUACCAUUUGGCUCAACGGUGGCCCUGGAUGCAGUUCUCUGGAGGCCUUCCUGCAGGAGAAUGGUAGAUUUGUGUGGCAGCCCGGAACCUUCCAGCCUGUCGAGAACCCAUACUCCUGGGUGAACUUGACUAACGUGCUGUGGGUUGACCAACCCGUUGGAACGGGAUUCUCUCUUGGUACCCCAACUGCUACGUCCGAGGAAGAUAUUGCAGCAGACUUUGUGAAAUUCUUCAAGAAUUGGCAGCAGACCUUUGGAAUCAAGAACUACAAGAUUUAUGUCACCGGAGAAAGUUAUGCGGGCCGCUAUGUUCCCUACAUUUCCGGGGCUUUCCUUGACCAGAACGAUACCGAACACUUUGACCUAAAGGGUGCUAUGGCAUAUGACCCAUGCAUUGGCCAGUUUGAUUAUGUUCAGGAGGAGGCACCUGUUGUGCCGUUCGUCCAGAAGAACCUCAAUCUUUUCAACUUCAAUGCAAGCUUUAUGGCGCAGCUGGAGAGCAUCCACGAAUCUUGCGGGUACAAGGACUUCAUCGAUCAGUACCUUGUCUUCCCUCCGUCCGGUGUUCAGCCCCCGAAGUACAUGAACUGGAGCGACCCCACCUGUGAUGUGUUUGACAUUGUCAACGACGCGGUUCUGGACCCCAACCCUUGCUUCAACCCUUACGAGAUAAACGAGAUGUGCCCCAUCCUCUGGGAUGUCCUUGGAUUUCCCACCGAGGUUGACUACCUCCCUGCGGGUGCCACUAUCUACUUCGACCGUGCCGACGUCAAGCGCGCCAUGCACGCCCCGAACAUCACCUGGUCCGAGUGCUCGCUGGAGAACGUCUUCGUCGGUGAUGGUGGUGGCGGUCCCGAGCAGGAGGGUGACCUCUCGGCCAACCCCAUCGAGCAUGUCUUGCCGCAAGUCAUUGAGGGCACCAACCGGGUUCUCAUCGGCAACGGUGACUUUGAUAUGAUCAUCCUCACCAACGGCACACUUCUGUCAAUCCAGAACAUGACCUGGAACGGACAGCUUGGCUUCCAGACUGCGCCCAGCACCCCGAUCAACAUUGAUAUUCCGGACCUGAUGUACAACGAUCUGUACAUUGAGAACGGCUAUGACCCUCAAGAAGGCCAGGGAGUCAUGGGCAUCCAGCACUAUGAGCGUGGUCUCAUGUGGGCGGAGACCUUCCAGAGUGGACACAUGCAGCCCCAAUUCCAGCCGAGAGUGUCCUACCGCCACCUUGAGUGGCUGCUUGGACGGAGGGAGACUCUGUAG